Prorocentrum cordatum is the source of this 408-nucleotide messenger RNA. The record is from the annotation of a GenBank genome assembly. NCBI's taxonomy places the organism in Eukaryota, Dinophyceae, Prorocentrales, Prorocentraceae.
AUGGGGCUCGGUGGCCGGCUCUUGCAGGGCCAGCGGCGGCGCCAGGCCGCCUGCCUGCGGGCCGGCGGCGGUCCCAGCGAGGUCAGCAUCGGUGGUCUCCGAACGGCGUGGUGGCAGCACCGUUGUGUGGUGAAAGCGCGGGCCGGAGGACCUCCUGCCACAGCCGCCGGGCGGGGCGCCACGUCUACAGCGCCGAAGGGCGUGUGCGCCGGCCCCGGCAUGCAUGCAGUUACCUGCGCGGCCCGGCGCGCGUUACAGGAGCAGCGAGCGCGAGGCCGCCGAGGCAGAAACAGGCGCCGGCCCCGGGGGCUCCACCGUGCUUCACCGAGCGCGUUCUCCACUGCUCGCAACGUGCCUUCCGGCAAGCGUCCGAGCAGCACGUGGUUGCCUCGGCGUGCUGGAUCGUAG